This is a messenger RNA of Sitodiplosis mosellana (orange wheat blossom midge), 1265 nucleotides long. RefSeq lists its product as uncharacterized. NCBI's taxonomy places the organism in Eukaryota, Metazoa, Arthropoda, Insecta, Diptera, Cecidomyiidae. The transcript is spliced from 2 exons. Bases 294 to 1175 code for a protein of 293 amino acids. The record is from RefSeq and is a predicted model, not a curated record.
UGAUAAAUGUGGCGGAAACCAGUAAGAAACUUCAGAAAGCAGCUUGUGAUGUUUACAGACGAAAAUAUGGCAAGGGAAGAUUGUGUAUAGUAGAUGACUUCAGUCCCUCCUAUGUUCCAUCACGAAAUGUCGACGUGUAUAAGCCCGGUAAAGCAUUGAAGAUUUUGAGGAAUUUUGGACAUCUGGUUUCAUACAUUUAUCUGCGUCCAAAAACGUACGAUUACCCAUCCACCUUUGUAUUUCUCCUUGAGAGUUAUGUGGCAGAGUAUUGUUCAAAGACAUUGAGACAGUUUAUGUUGGUUUGUCCACCUAAGUUUUUAUUCAAAGAAAUACGAAACUCAUUCAUAAACGUGGAGCAUAUCAGUUUAGACCAAUAUAGAGCACCCAUUUCUGAAUUUCCAUUCAGUUCAACUUUUCCAAAUCUGAAGUCGCUGGAGUUGCAGUUGGGUUGGAACGGACCCACACCCAUUGCCUUCCCAUCUGUAAAAAAACUGUGUAUUGAUGCAUGGAAAAGUAAAAAAAAUGAAUACAAAGGAUUACAUUUUGAAGCAAACGAAAUUAACGAAUUGCUGAGACUCAAUCCACAAUUAGAAGAGUUGGAACUAAAUAACGGUAUCAGCGAUACUAUUUUUCAGGAUAUCAACCUGCCCGAGCUCAAACGCUUCUCACCACGAAUGAGAUAUUAUCCAAAUAUUAAAAAUGCUGAUCGAUAUCAUUUCGAAAAUGUUAUUGACUUCCGUUUUGAUAUCUUCCAUAACGGUAAAAUAACAAACAUUCCAUUCACCUUUAGCAAACUAGAACGCUUUGAAUGUUCGUGUUAUGCAAACGAUGGUGCAAUCGAGUCAUAUAUUUUAGAUUUCAUUGAUGAGAAUAAAUACUUGAAAUCAAUUAUACUGACCGGAGUAAGAGGUAGAAUUGAUAGUUUACUUCAACGAGUGUCUGUGUUGCCAAACAUAGAAGAACUGAGUGUUGAAGCUUGGGCUCGACCUGUUUCAUCAAAUUUCGAUCUUAUUUCCAAUUUAUUUUCAAAGAAUCCAUCUUUCAAGAAGUUUACUUUGUGGGGGUGGCAAAAGUACUUGGAAAACUUAAUCAGCGAAACGGAUUCAGCGAAAUUAAAAAAUUUCAAGCAAGAAACGGAAUUUGUGCGAUAUACAACUACACUAACGUGGACAUAACCAUGAAUAUUGGUGACAUUACUAUGAAAAUGGUUGCGUUUGCUUUUAAAUUUUACAAUAAUAAAUGUGACUUUUUGAAUUGAAAAUCUA